This is a messenger RNA of Gongylonema pulchrum, 507 nucleotides long. The record is from the annotation of a GenBank genome assembly. Lineage: Eukaryota; Metazoa; Nematoda; Chromadorea; Rhabditida; Gongylonematidae.
AUGCAUCAGCAGACAGUAGGUUUGAAAGCUGAUAUUGUAGUUAUCACACGGCCUGAUGCAGCAGACCAAGAUGCGAAGAAACUGUACAAAGCUGGCGAGCAGCGCCUGGGUACCGAUGAAUCUUGUUUCAAUGCUAUAUUGGCUGCACAAAAUUAUGCUCAGCUAAGGCUUGUAUUCCAGGAAUAUCAAAAGAUAACGAAUCACACGAUCGAGCAGGCAAUCGAGGCGGAAUUCAGUGGCGAUAUUAAGGAUGGCUUGCUCGCGCUCGUUGCCUGUAUUCAAAACAAGCCUGCUUACUUCGCUACAUUACUGUACAACAGCAUGGUGGGGCUGGGGACACGAGACACCGAUUUGAUUCGUCUUGCUGUGACAAGAUCCGAAAUCGAUUUAGCCGAUAUUCGGCAGGAAUUUGAGCGGAAGUACCAAAAAAGCCUGGAAGCAUUCAUCAAGGGUGACUGCUCGGGCGCGUACAAGGAUGGCCUGAUCGCACUUGUCCGAGGCAACUAG